AGAAGAGAAAUCCAUGGAGGGGAGCUAAUAAAGGCAUUGAUUCUCUGUGCUUAGACAGGAGUGAGAGAGAAGGGAGGGGGCGCCAGAGGUUGGGAGAUGAGGAUUUCCUGGAGGAACUGGCAGUCAGUCAGGCGGCAGUCGCUGGGAGAAGCCCAGCACACAUCACAUACAACUGCCAGCUCUAAGCUGCUUGCCACUUCUCGCUCAUUCUUGAUCUGGAUUCUAUUGCACUGCCCAGAGCGCUAUAUCCAGAAGGCAUCUCUUGCCAUUGCUGUAAGUGUGAACACAGGCUGUAGACAGGCAGCAGCAUCCAGAGGAUGUGGUCGGGCUGAACAUGCAGCAACAUAUUUUGUCCGUGACUUCAGUUCUAGAGGAAGUGCGGCGAUAAGGGGAGAUACAAACUGAACUGCAACUGUCACCUCUCCGCUGCCACUUAGCGCCAUAUACAUCUCUCCGCCGCACAACUGCACCCAGCUGCAAACUUUCGCCUGUUGCGCCUCCCUGCUAUGCGAGAGAGUGCCGGCUGCUGACUGUCAGACGUCUGUGCGCUGGGAGGGAGCAGUUUCAGGACCACCAACAAUGGGCUGUGGACUAAAUAAAUUGGAGAAACUAGAUGACAAAAGGCCAGGGAACAUCUAUUCUACCUUGAAGCGACCACAUGUUGAAACUAAGAUUGAUGUGGUUUAUGAAUAUCGAUACGUCGACUUCACAACAUUAAGUCAAGCUGAAGCCCCAAAUCUCACUGCUAUCCGCCUCUCCUCUCUGCGUGAGCUCCCUGCCCAGCUGAGAGAGAUGUACCAGCAGGGCUUUACCGUGGCAGCGCUACACCCUUUUGUGCAGUCCUACGACGGGGCAGAGAGCAUUCCUCAGGAACAAGUCUUCAGGGCAGUACUUAUAAAGAGAGUCGACAGGAAUUUGCCAAAUGAUCUUAACAAUGAAGAAUAUCGCUUGGAAACGGAAUUGUGUUUGUCUCCAGACCAACCAGCGGACCACAAAAUAAUACCAGACAUUGUGAAAAGAAUUGAAGACGCAGCCAGCCAGGGAUUAAAGUUUGCUGGGAUCAUACAGGGAUAUUGCACAGCUCCAAACCUGCCAUACAGUCCCUCUGACAGCUUGAGCCAUUGCAGCUCUCCAUUAUUUACAACUGCAAAAAAAACAUUCAGUGAUACAGAAGAUGACAUUUCAAUGGAUAUAGACAAGCCAGACGGCACUAAUGGCAAUGCCUCCCUAGCAGUAAAGGGGGAAAGUACUGACCACAGCAAGGUGCUGGAAGGUGAAGGACCAGACACUGGAAAAGAAAAGCAAGAGUCUGCACUUAAGAAUAAAGGCCAUCAGACAACAAAUCUUAAUUUCAGUAUAUCAGCGGAGGAUGUUUUUAUGCAGGACAAGAUAACUAAAGCAGACUCAGGCAUACAUGACAACUGCAAUAUUAAAACAAGUGAAGUUUUGGCUAUUUUUAAUAAGCCCUUAACUCAUAAACAAUACAGAAAAUACUACACUGUGAACAUUCCAAUGAAAAUCUCCAAGGAUGGAAAUAGCGUUAACGGUUUGGAAGCUAACUGGCUGGAGUACAUGACCGACCAUUUCCGGAAAGGAUGCUCACUAGUCAAUGCGGUUUUUUAUCUUGGAAUGGUAAAUGACAUCUCAUCUGAAUAUACUGAUGGAGUGUUCAUGUUUGAAGACUUUCCUGAGCAAGAUCCAAAAAUCGUAAAGCGAUAUGAUGCUAUUGUCGUAGAGCAAUGGACCAUAUUACAAGGUUUAGAAGUGCACACAGACUACAUGCCACUCUUGAAUUCUUUGGCUGUUUAUGGAUGGCAGCUGACGUGUGUUCUUUCAACUCCCAUAGUAAAAACCAACAGGGAUGGGAAUGUCACUACCAAGCAGAUUGUAUUCCUGCAGAGACCAGCCCUUCCCCAUAAGCUGAAGAAGAAAGAACCAAAGUUUCAGUGGAGGUUCCCCAAAGAUGACAAGCAUAGCAGGCAAUCUAAGAAAGGAAAGGGAAAUUCCAAGGAACAUCAGCACAAGGAAGACAAGAACGACUUCGACAGAAACAGAAGAAAUGAGGAAUUGCUUAAAAGUGAGGAUCCAGGAGAAGCCAAUGUUCAUGUAAACCACUUGUUGGAUGGUGAAAUGCAAAGCAAGAUUAAUGAUCUCAGCGAGGAAAUAAUAACCUCAAACAGUCCUGAAAGCAACGAGGAGACAUAUGAAAAUAAUCAAACUCAUGAUGCCUUUUUGCAUGCAGAAGAAUUAAUGGAGGACAGUAGGGACGUGGAUUUAGCAAAUACUGAGAAACAACAAAGAGAAAUGUGCACUGGUGAGUCUGCUGAUAAACAAAAGGAAGUGCCUGUUGCUCAGGGUGACACAGAACUGGGCCUUGAGACAGACAGUCUGGAGCAAGAAGGGAAAUGCACCUAGCAAAUAACAUUUCCGGAAGACUUGCUGAGCACUUUUACACUGCCAUUUAGAAUAUUUGGUUACUUGAUGGAAUUUAUAAUCUGAUAUUGUAUUCAACAUGCACAGACAGGCACAUGUACACCCCGUAUUAUUUCCAUGCGGCAGCUAAGAGGGCAACAAGGCAGAGGUGUCUCUGGUACCAAUUACCUAUAUUAUAUAAAGGUGCCCCCAUUCACAGAUCCAUCCCAUGUAAUAGAUAGAAAUGAUUACAUUGUCUGCACUAGUUAAAACCCAAACUGUUCUGUAUACAGCCUUGGAUAGAGUUGCACUUCAUAUGAUUUUGAUCAUUUUCUGUUCUGUACAAAGAAAUAUUCAGUGUUGAAAAGAUUUAGCUGUUAGAUAUGGGAAAGGCUUUAGGCACAAAAUGCGUCUGGUUUGUGUAGGAGGAUUAGCAGUUAGGCUUGUCUUGCUGGAUUAAUGUGCCAUUUUCCACUGGGCAGGAAAAGUACACUUUAUUAUUCAGCUGAUUUACAGCUCCCAUAGAACAUUAUAGGUUCCAAAGCCCAUUCAUUUGAAGUCUCUCAGUAAUACUUUUAAAUUGCUGAGCAGGGGCGGUCAGUCUAUGGACGUCCAGCUGCUGAUAAACAACAACUGCCAGAAUCCCUCAACAGUUGAACAUAUGAUUGGGAGAUGUUGGACUUAAUAUGAUUUCAUCAGUAGCUAAAAGGCGAUCUUAGUGUUAAUAAAAUUUUGACCUAUACUUCUAAACUCAUCAAUAUGCCUCUGAACAUUACCAGCUGGAAUUGUGGGACCUUUUAGCCCAUGUAAUCCAUUUUACCAAUCUAAACCGCACUCCUGAUCUGCCACAAACCAAGGCUCUCUGGUAAGCUUGACCAUCUUUGUACCCAAUAAAUGACCCAACUAAUUAGGGAAAAUUGGGAGAUAUGCAGCAAUGAUCUGCAUUUUAUUCAGCCAAAUAUUCAUUUGCAUAAAAGUAAUAACGCUGAUUUUAUGCUUUACUCAUGCCUAGAUAUGCACACCAUAUCUUGGUAAUGAGAACUUGGAGGCUCAUUUAUCAACACUGGGCAAAUUUGCCAAUGGGCAAUUACCUAUAAACCAAUCAGUGAUUAGCUUUUUGAAGCCAGCUGCAAGUAGGACAAUGAAUACGGACGGAAAUAUGCCUUGAUAUCCUAGAACAAAAGCCACACCAGUCAGAGCACACAUGGAUGGUAAUUCCCAUCAUCCUCAGCCACAGGUGGUUUUUGGGUGAAGCACAAUUGUGCACCUUGUUAGCAUGGCAUUAGGAUGGGUGUCGUUAUUAAUUCCAUUUCAGUAAACCAUUGUAGUGAAUCCAAAGUAGCCAUCGAAAAUGGCAGACGCGGUCAGUAUUUUGUCAUUUGUUUGCAUUUGUAUGUUUAUGAUAAAUGACUAUUAUAAAUGGCUUUCAGAAAGUUGUGAUAAGGCAGUUAUUUUGUAAAAAAAAUAUUUUAAAAAUGUUUCUAACAAAAAAAACAAUGUGACUUUUUCUACGCAGCUAGUUAUGUUUUGUUUUUUAAAGGCUAUGCUCCUAAUUUACCCACCAAUAGCCACUUUUCUUCUUAUGGGUAUAAUCUUUCCCCCUUUUGCCCAUGUGACCCUGGCUCUGUUGGAGGCUAUGGAUUGGAUUGGAUAGGGAUACUAUCAUCAAUGUCUUCUUAUAAUCACGUUUUGUUUUUACCCAGGCCUAACUAUAGCUACACAAUUUUUAUGCUAUAAGUACAGCUCAACUAUUUGUUUUUAUACACACACAGGAUAUUAAUUCUGCUAAAGGAGCAGCUCACCUUUCAGUUAACUUUUAGUUACAGACUGGGAAAUUCUUAAUUGGCCUUCACUUUUUAUAGUGUGAAUUGUUUGCCUUCCUUUUCUGCUUCUUUUCAGCUUAGGUUGUAUAGCUAUUGUUACUCUUCAUUACAUAUCUUUCUAUUCCAGCCUCUUCUCUUCAUAUUCUGGUCUCUUUUUCAAAUCACUGCCUGGUUGCUAGGUUAAAUUGGACCUCGGCAACUAUUUAAGUGCUGACGUUCCAAACUGGGGAGCUGCUAGGCAUAAUUAAGAACAGUUUCAGAUCACUGUCUACUGUACAUCAUACCAAAAGUUAAUUUAAAGCUAAGCUAUACUUUAAAAACCUUUCCAUUUGGAUAUGUUGUUUACAAAAUACAAGGCUUAAUAGCUAGCAGGACAUAUAUAAUUACAUUUAAAUGGAAAACAUUGGCUUUAUUUUAAAUUAAAUUGCUUGCUUCAAACACAACUAUUCAAUAUCAUAUUAUUACCAUGCACAAAUAUAAUGGUAUAGGUUUGAUAGUUGUGUUUCUUAAUCCAAAUAAACAUUUAAAGGGAAACAACUUUGUGUACCGUUUAUUGAUGAACAAAUACUGUAAAACUGUAUUUAGAUUGCUUAAUGUAUAUGUAAUCUAGCAAUCACAGGAAAAUGCAAAGUUUUGUACAAAAUGUUGCUAAGUAUUCAGUAACAAAGACAUAUAAGAGGAAUGGCAGUAUACCCAAAAUUCUGCAGCACUUACCCAACUGAUCAAAAUGAUUUGCUGAUUAUUUCAUAAACACAGUGUGGGACAUUCACUAAGAUUCGUAGUUGCUCCAGGCGUAACUUCGCCGCACUUCGC
Xenopus laevis (African clawed frog) is the source of this 5048-nucleotide messenger RNA. RefSeq names its product raftlin (gene rftn1.S). The coding region runs from base 580 to 2415 and encodes 611 amino acids. The record is from RefSeq and is a predicted model, not a curated record. NCBI's taxonomy places the organism in Eukaryota, Metazoa, Chordata, Amphibia, Anura, Pipidae. The transcript has 10 exons. Gene Ontology annotation, cellular component: plasma membrane.